AUGUGUCGUCCACUUGCCGGUGAUGCGGUGCUCGAAGAUAGGCCGCCUUCGAGAACAUCUCCCGAAUGCCCCUUCGCCAUUCGUCAGCUAGACCAGUCGAGCUAUCUGAUUCGGGAGAACGAUAGCUUUGGCGAGCAUCCACACAUAUAUGCGAAGAUCUUCAUACAACCAGAUGGUCAAGGAGUUAUCGUCUUGAGCGAUACCGGUGUUGGCACGAACACCAGCAAACGGAACAUCUGGACUCUUCUCGAAUCAGCUAUCAAUCCUGGCUCUAAACUCCCAUACCUCGUGAUCUUAUCCCACUGUCACUACGACCACAUAUUGGGGCUAGGCCAGCUGCCAUCGAACGUUGAUGUAAGCGUUGUCGCAUCAUCCUACGCGCCCUCCUUCAUUACACCUUAUUCAAAAUUGCAACAGCACUCACUAUGCGACUUCUACAGCCUGGCAGCACCUCGGUACGAAAUUUCCAUAUGGGCUCAUGACCAGGAGCGGCUAAGCUUCAGGGACCUAGAUCUCGACCUUGAUAUUCGCCUCCUCCACACUCCAGGACACACGCCCGAUAGCCUGAGCUGGUACCAUUCGAAAUCAAGAACAUUAUUCGUGGGUGACAGCUUCUAUCAGCAGACCUCUUAUGAUACUCGCACUGCACCGUGGGGCGAAGAGAAAUCCGCGCCAAUCAUCUUUACUCCAGAGGGCAACAUCUUUGACUGGUGGGGAAGCUUGAAGACGCUGAUUGCCUUUGUCGAGCACGAGAACGAAACGGCGGAUACCGAGCGACCGCUCGUGAGACUCGGUGCUGGCCAUGUCACAGCAUCCGCUGAGGCAUAUGGCUUUCUCCUCCGAGUGCGUGCGUUUGCUGGUCGAGUUAUGCGCGACGAGAUUCACUCUGAGCGAAUGCCAGAUCGGCAGGGUUUGCAAGUGAGGCACUGGAAGGAAGACAAAGAUGACCGGACUGCCGAGUUCAGUCUUGUCGCACCACUCAAGCUCGUUGAUGAUGCCCGCCGCCAGAUCCCGAAAGAUGAAUGGCAGUGA
Molecule: messenger RNA, 1032 nt
Organism: Cyphellophora europaea CBS 101466
Lineage: Eukaryota; Fungi; Ascomycota; Eurotiomycetes; Chaetothyriales; Cyphellophoraceae
Exons: 2
Coding region: 1-1032 (343 amino acids)
Source: RefSeq, a predicted model, not a curated record